Messenger RNA from Perognathus longimembris pacificus (Pacific pocket mouse), 3633 nucleotides. It is a transcript of the gene Rtn3, whose product is annotated as reticulon 3. NCBI's taxonomy places the organism in Eukaryota, Metazoa, Chordata, Mammalia, Rodentia, Heteromyidae. The transcript has 2 exons. Gene Ontology annotation, biological process: endoplasmic reticulum tubular network formation; neuron differentiation; brain development. Gene Ontology annotation, cellular component: postsynaptic density; neuron projection. The record is from RefSeq and is a predicted model, not a curated record. Bases 770 to 2962 code for a protein of 730 amino acids.
CCCCCCCCUCUCUCCCUCCUCCCUUCCUUCUUUUCUUCCUUCUUUUCUUUCAUGCCAGCCUUAGGACUUGAAUUUAUUAUGCCUGAGUGCUGUCCCUGAGUUUUUUUGCUCAAAGCUAUCAUUCUAUCCUUUGAGCCAUGGCUUCACUCAGCCUUUUUGGUGCUUACUUGGAGAUAAGUGUCUCAUGGACUUCGAGCCUGGACUGGCUUCUAACCAGGAUCCUCAGAUCUUACCUCCUAAGUAGCUAGGAUUAUAGGUGUGAGCCGCUAGUGCUCAACUUCUGGCCACCUUUUCUGAUGUUGUAAGACUAUAACAGUGGGCUUAAGAGCCAUUGUAUACUGGAGUAGUACACUUUAAACAGGUGUCAAGGUGCUUCAUAGUAGUAGCUUGUUUGUUUUGUAUGGAUUAUUUGUUUAAUAAUUCUACCUUUACAAUGGAAAAAAUAGGCUAAUUAAUCUAUCCUGAUGUUUUCUUUGUCAUUUGCAAUUUGUGGCACGAAGUAGCUUCUCUGUUUUACUGUUGGCAGUUUUGUGCAUGUUUUAUAGGAACUUUUUAUUAUUCUUUUGUUAUGUACUUAUGUGUAUACGUAUGUAUGUGUACAUAUGCAUAUAUAUACAUGCAUCUUGUGUGUAUAUGUGUAUGAUUUUAAAAUGUAAAGCAUGCUGCUUGGCCUGACUAGCUAAAGUGCAAUUGUAUCUGGUAAACAAAUUUUCUCUUUCAAAUUCUGACUAUAGAGGAACUGAGCUCUCAUGAGCUACCUUCAGAAAUUAUGACUUCCUCUUUUCUUUCAUCCUCUGAAAUACAUAACCCUGACCUUUCAGCACUGCAUGGAGAAAAAAGCCAAGUGUUAGGCAGCCAGCCUGUUAUAGCCAAAGAAGGAAAAGACCACUUGGCUCUUCUAGAUAUGAAAAAGGUGGAAAAGCCUCAGGGAACCAGCAAGGAUGGAGCAGACUCACUGGAGUCUCUUGCAGCAGGAGUUCCUUGCAUUUGCCCCUCCAUUCCAGCCAGCCUCCCAGAACAUCAUGCUUUUCUGUCAAAGGAAGCUGCUCCAGUAGAAGAGCAAAUAAGUACACACCAGGAGCCCAGGAGCCCAAGUGAGGCACCGAAUAGGGAGGAUAGAACUGCACUGGAUGUUGGAAACAGGCUUACUUUGCUGACAGCACAGAAAGCCCCCAUUAAGCCACCUAAAGCAGAAGUCAUUGGUGCAUACUCCUUGUCCCCAUCUGACACUUCAGGAGGGGGUAGCACAGAAAAAGAUUCCCCUGAAUCACCAUUUGAGGUGAUUAUUGACAAAGCAACAUUUGACAGAGAAUUCAAGGACUCAUAUAAGGAGAGCACAGAUGACUUGGGUGGUUGGGCGGUACACACUGAUGGAGAAUCCUCUGUAGACAUGUCAGAGACAAAUGACAAAGUGUUUCCACUGAGAAGUAAAGAGGCUGGGCGUUACCCAACCUCUGCAUUGCUCACUAGACAGUUUUCACAUACCACUGCGGCAUUGGAAGAGGUGUCUAGAUGUGUGAAUGAUAUGCAUAACUUUACUAAUGAAAUACUGACAUGGGAUUUGGUUCCCCAAGUGAAACAACAAACCAAUAAGUCUUCUGACUACACCCCAAAAGGUACAGGACUUGGCAAGAGCGAAUGUCAUUCAGAAAUUCCAGUUAUAAAUCUUAAAACAAAUAACCAUCAGAAGGUUCCUGUAUGUUCUGCUAGUGGGGGCACAGAGACAUGUGUCCCACAAGACAAUGCUCUCACUGGGAAACCUGGAAGAGAGUCUCCCACAAAAGAAGUCAGUGUAAAAGGGGUGCAAGGUGAUGAAGGGAAACAAGAGGUUAUGCUUUCAGAGUUAGAGAGACAUGCCUCCGUGGGUUCCAGGACGACCACAGUGAACGUAGUUUUACCUGAUGAACACCGGAAGGAUGACAUGAACUGGCAGAGCUCUGCACUGGGAGAAAUCGCAGAGGCUGAUAGUUCUGGUGAGUCUGAUGACACAGUCAUAGAAGACAUGGCAACAGAUGUAUCAUUGGAAAACAACAAAUUUCAAGCUGAAAAGCCUGUUUCUGUUCCAAGUGCCCUGGCAAAUGUGAGUGAGAGGGAAACCAGAGAGAUUCCCAGUUGUGAAACAGUGGAAAAGAAAACACCUGCAAACUCUGAAGAGCCUAUCAGUGACUUUGAGCCACGUCAGGUUCAGCUUGGUACUCUUGGAAGAAGUCCAGAUACCAGUGUGUCAGAAGUUGCUCCUGAAAAGCCUGUUAGAGUCGAUGAUGACUCCAAACUUUCUUCAGCAGCACCUCCUAGUGUUUUUAAUACAACAGAAUUUUCAAACACAACAGCUUCUGCCAACUUGAAGUCAUUACAAGGGAAACAUGUUGGAGAUACAGAUGAUUCCUCCCCAGAGGACUUGAUGGCAGCCUUUACAGAAAACACACUGAAAGGAAUAGUAGACAAAGAGGAAGGAAAUGUCUCUGAAGCCAUGUUAGAGCAGACAGCUGACCAUAAAAGAAUUUUCUCAGUGGAAACAGUCUUACGUGAUAGUGAGGCAAAUGAGCCCAAACAUAAAGAUAUUAAAAGCAAAUGCAGUGAACCAAGCAAAGAAGUGAAUGGAAGGGAGCUUCUAGAUGCCCAGGGACCGCCAGUGGCAUCUCUUGAUUUAGAGCAAGAGCAGCUCACAAUCAGAGCCCUCACAGAAUUAGGUGAAAGACAGGUGGAGAAGUCCACCCCUGUGCAGGCUGGAGGAGAAUCUCCUGAAGGAAGACUUGAGCAAACCCGUGCUUCUCCGCCAUCAUGUGGCACUCUGGAACACACAGAUGUCAAAACUGGAUCUGAUCUUGGGAUUUCCAAAGAAUCCACUAUUAUCAGAGAAAGUAGGGUAGAUACUCGUUCCAACCUUAGCAAAGCUGACCUGGUAACCAAGCAUGUCCUAGCAAGACUCCUCACAGACUUCUCAGGUAACCCUUUAUGUUAGAAAUGCUGCAUGUGGUUAGCUCUGCUGUGAUUACUUAGCAGUGCCUUUUUUUUUGUAUCUGGGUUUUAGUAAUAAACUUACAGCUGUAUGCAAACAUACUAUAUGAUGGGGACAAGCAAGUUCCUUUUUCUUUUUUAAUGAUUGCCUAAUUUGGCUUCCCUUCAGUAUUUUCCAAAGCACUAGGCCACUUUAUGAAAUUAAUCUCCUAAAAUUUGUAACUUUUCAAUUAUAUUUCAAGGUCCUUUUCCUAUAGGUUAGGCCUGAGUGUGAUGGCUGGUUUUAAAAAUACCAUGGUAUUCUUAUUUAUUUAAAAAAAUCAAAUAAUUACAGUCUUAGAUUUUUUGAUAGAGACCUUGUAAAAUCUACUUAACAAUCAAAGAAACAAUUCCUUCUGGGAAACACAGUAAAUGAAACUUAUAAUUAAUUUGAUCAUAUUCCACAGAGAACUUAAUGCUCUGAAAGUAGGUGACCAAUAUUAUUAAAGUACUAUUUUGGAGUGAUACUUAAGAGAAACUUACACAUUUUUUCUACUUUGAACCUUAUUUAAUAAUCUUUAGGCCACAGCUCAUUAGGUAGUACCAGGUAUCCUUCCCUUCCCUGUUUAUUUAAAAUUUGUCACUUUGAGGCUGGGAAUGUGGCUUAGCGAUAAGAGUGUUUGCCUAGCAUGCAUG